Lemur catta (Ring-tailed lemur) is the source of this 3498-nucleotide messenger RNA. RefSeq names its product component of inhibitor of nuclear factor kappa B kinase complex (gene CHUK). Gene Ontology annotation, biological process: peptidyl-serine phosphorylation; tumor necrosis factor-mediated signaling pathway; positive regulation of transcription by RNA polymerase II. The transcript has 21 exons. Bases 77 to 2314 code for a protein of 745 amino acids. NCBI's taxonomy places the organism in Eukaryota, Metazoa, Chordata, Mammalia, Primates, Lemuridae. Gene Ontology annotation, molecular function: ATP binding; IkappaB kinase activity. Gene Ontology annotation, cellular component: IkappaB kinase complex; cytoplasm. The record is from RefSeq and is a predicted model, not a curated record.
AGGCGUGAGAGCCUCGGCGGCCCGGAACCGGCCUUGGAACAACGGCGGGGCUUGAGGCCGCUUGCCCUCCCGCCCCAUGGAGCGGCCCCCGGGGCUGCGGCCGGGCGCGGGCGGGCCCUGGGAGAUGCGGGAGCGGCUGGGUACCGGCGGCUUCGGGAACGUCUGUCUGUACCAGCAUCGGGAACUUGAUCUCAAAAUAGCAAUUAAGUCUUGUCGUGUAGAGCUAAAUACCAAAAACAGAGAACGGUGGUGCCAUGAAAUCCAGAUCAUGAAGAAGUUGAACCAUGCAAAUGUUGUGAAGGCCUGUGAUGUUCCUGAGGAAUUGAAUUUUUUGAUUAAUGAUGUGCCUCUUCUAGCAAUGGAAUAUUGUUCUGGAGGAGAUCUCCGGAAGCUACUCAACAAACCAGAAAAUUGUUGUGGACUUAAAGAAAGCCAGAUACUUUCUUUACUAAGUGAUAUAGGGUCUGGGAUUCGAUACUUGCAUGAAAACAAAAUUAUACAUCGAGAUCUAAAACCUGAAAAUAUAGUUCUUCAGGAUGUUAGUGGAAAGAUAACACAUAAAAUAAUUGAUUUGGGAUAUGCCAAAGAUGUUGAUCAAGGAAGCCUGUGUACAUCUUUUGUGGGGACACUGCAGUAUCUGGCCCCAGAGCUCUUUGAGAAUAAGCCUUACACAGCCACUGUUGAUUAUUGGAGCUUUGGGACCAUGGUGUUUGAAUGUAUUGUGGGAUACAGGCCUUUCUUGCAUCAUCUGCAGCCAUUUACCUGCCAUGAGAAGAUUAAGAAGAAGGAUCCAAAGUGUAUAUUUGCAUGUGAAGAGAUGACAGGAGAAGUUCGGUUUAGUAGCCAUUUACCUCAGCCAAAUAGCCUUUGUAGUUUAAUAGUAGAACCCAUGGAAAACUGGCUACAAUUGAUGCUGAAUUGGGACCCUCAGCAGAGAGGAGGACCUGUUGAUCUUACUUCGAAGCAGCCAAGAUGUUUUAUAUUAAUGGAUCACAUUCUGAAUUUGAAGAUAGUACAUAUCCUAAAUAUGACUUCUGCAAAGAUAAUUUCUUUUUUGUUACCACCUGAUGAAAGUCUUCAUUCACUGCAGUCUCGUAUUGAGCGUGAAACUGGGAUAAGUACUGUUUCUCAAGAGCUGCUUUCAGAAACAGGAAUUUCUCUGGAUCCUCGGAAACCAGCUUCUCAGUGUGUUCUAGAUGGAGUUAGAGGCUGUGAUAGCUAUAUGGUUUAUUUGUUUGAUAAAAGUAAGACUGUAUAUGAAGGGCCAUUUGCUUCCAGAAGUUUAUCUGAUUGUGUAAAUUAUAUUGUACAGGACAGCAAAAUACAGCUUCCAAUUAUACAGCUACGUAAAGUAUGGGCUGAAGCAGUGCACUAUGUGUCUGGGCUAAAAGAAGACUAUAGCAGGCUCUUUCAGGGACAAAGAGCAGCAAUGUUAAGUCUUCUUAGAUAUAAUGCUAACUUGACAAAAAUGAAGAACACUUUGAUCUCAGCAUCACAGCAACUGAAAGCUAAACUGCAGUUUUUUCAGAAAAGCAUUCAGCUUGACUUGGAGAGAUAUAGUGAGCAGAUGACUUAUGGUAUAUCUUCAGAAAAAAUGCUAAAAGCAUGGAAAGAAAUGGAAGAAAAGGCUAUCCACUAUACUGAGGUUGGUGUCAUUGGAUACUUGGAGGAUCAGAUUAUGUCCUUGCACACCGAAAUCAUGGAGCUACAGAAGAGCCCCUAUGGAAGACGUCAGGGAGAUCUGAUGGAAUCUCUGGAACAGCGUGCCAUUGAUCUAUAUAAACAGUUAAAGCACAGACCUUCAGAUCACUCCUACAGUGACAGCACAGAGAUGGUGAAGAUCAUUGUGCAUACUGUACAGAGUCAGGAUCGUGUUCUCAAGGAGCUGUUUGGUCAUCUGAGCAAGUUGUUGGGCUGUAAGCAGAAGAUUAUUGAUCUACUCCCCAAGGUGGAAGUGGCCCUCAGUAACAUCAAAGAAGCUGACAAUACUGUCAUGUUUAUGCAGGGAAAGAGGCAGAAAGAAAUAUGGCAUCUCCUUAAAAUUGCUUGUACACAGAGUUCUGCCCGGUCCCUUGUAGGAUCCAGUCUAGAAGGUGCAGUAAACCCCCAAGCAUCAGCAUGGCUGCCCCCAGCUUCAGCAGAACGUGAACAUUCUCUGUCAUGCGUGGUAACUCCUCAAGAUGGGGAGACUUUAGCACAAAUGAUAGAAGAAAAUUUGAACUGUCUUGGCCAUUUAAGCACUAUUAUUCGUGAAGCAAAUGAGGACCAGGGCAGUAGUAUGAUGAGUCUUGAUUGGAGUUGGUUAACAGAAUAGAAUGACUUGCCACUUGUUUGCUGUCCCCAAAUUGAUGGAAGUUGUUGCUGCACAUGUUGGAAUUCGUUUUUUCCCCCAAAACCAUUCUUCAGACAUCGGUCAGUGGAAGAAGUGGCUGUGAUCAGAAACUACAUUUCUACUAUGAUCAUAAAAACGUGAUUUUACAAGCAUAAUACUUUGAUUUUGAGUAAUUUUAGCCUCUGAACAGACAGGAUUUUAUAAAAAGUCAAUGGACUUGUUUAAAUUUUUGUUUUAAUACCACAACUACUUUGGAGCAUCAUCAUUGUUACUCAUUUGUUUUCGAACUUGGGAAAACAUCACUUAUUUAGAACAAAAAAUACCUUCUAAAGUUUUAACUUUGUGGCAUAAGGCCAAUUAUGGUAUUGUUGAGAAGAAAACCUCAAUUAAUAUGUAUUUUAACUGAAAGUUGUCUACUUGUGUUUCUGUGGAAGAGACUGCUCACAAGUAAAGUUGUAUUUCUUGAAGAAUAAACCCUACCUCCUUGUGUUGCACUCAAAAAGUUCUCUUCCUGGCAUCAUAAGGAGUUGGCUUAAUCUCAUUUUUAAUUUUACUGCACAUUCAUAAACCACGUUAGGUGUGCUAUGUGUAUAUGUAUUUAAGAUGUACAUUUAAUAAUAUCAAAGAGAAGAUGCCUGUUAAUUUAUAAUGUAUUUGAAAGUGUGUAUGUUUCUUCAUUUGUAAAAAUGGGUCAACUGUUUAUUCUUUCAUGUCUUGUCAUACAAAUUUAUAAAGGUGUGCACUCCCUUAUCUGUAAUUGUAAUUCCAAAAUCCAAAAAGCUCUGAAAACAAGGUUUUCAUAAGCUUAGUGACAAAACUCAUUUGCUUGCAAAUCUAAUCUGAACUGACAUUGAAAUCUGUUUAUCCCAUUUGGUGUGAAUAUUCAUUUAUUUUGUUGCAGAAAUAUUGAUGUUUGAUGAUUGGGGGGAGGGAUGCUGCCACAGAGUCUGCUGAGGGUUAAUGUAGUAUGGUAUAUGCACUGAAUUACCUUUCUAAAAUCUGAAAAUUUUGUAAGUCUGAAACAUCUGGCACCGAGGGUUUCAGAUAAAGGACUGUGGAUUUCUAUCAUUUGUAAUUUAGAAGGUAUUACUUGUUUUACAAAAUGUGAAAUGCUUUUAUAUUCUAGAUAGUUUUUCACUUUGUGUAUUAAAUGAUUUUUAAAUUAA